This is a messenger RNA of Aphidius gifuensis, 2893 nucleotides long. It is a transcript of the gene 5-HT2A, whose product is annotated as 5-hydroxytryptamine receptor 2A. Gene Ontology annotation, biological process: chemical synaptic transmission; serotonin receptor signaling pathway; G protein-coupled receptor signaling pathway, coupled to cyclic nucleotide second messenger. Lineage: Eukaryota; Metazoa; Arthropoda; Insecta; Hymenoptera; Braconidae. Gene Ontology annotation, cellular component: membrane; dendrite. The coding region runs from base 128 to 2065 and encodes 645 amino acids. Gene Ontology annotation, molecular function: neurotransmitter receptor activity; G protein-coupled serotonin receptor activity; serotonin binding. The transcript has 7 exons. The record is from RefSeq and is a predicted model, not a curated record.
UUUAUUAAAUAAUAAAAUUAAUCGAAUGAUAAAAUUACUUGAUAAUAGAUUGAGUAUAGAAAAAAAAAAAAAAAAAAAAUGUGUAUAUUUUGAUGAAUGAUUUUUUUGUAUAAAAUAAAAUCUCGUCAUGUUGACAUUCGAGGAUUCAAUCACAACAUGGACAAGUGAGGUCACUGCAAUGCUUCACCAGGUGUCCUACUGUAAUAGCACUAAUUUACUUGGAUGUGUUGAACAAUGUGGUCUAAUUCCCAUUGGCUAUGAUCACUUGUGUACAGUUGAACAACAUGUCAAUGACAUAAUUCAUAAUACAACUGAUGUUAACAAUACAAUUAUACCAUAUACAACAUUAUUUUGUCGUCCAUGUGAUUAUACAAAUUGUGAAUAUAAUAUAUCACUUGUUAUAAAUGGUUUUAAAAAAAUUGAGGGUACAUUUUUAUCUAAAAUAUCAAAAUUUAGAGACUGUAAUACGAGCUUAAUAAAUGAUGUUUUAGAAUGUUCAACAACGUCUAAUUUAACAAUGGAUGAUCUUACAAUAUCUUGUUUUCGUCGUAGACAUCAUACAGAAAUAUUUAAUGGACGUAAAGUUGAUUGGAGCUUUUUAUUUGUUGUUGUAUUUAUUGCUGCUGGUGGACUUGGAAAUAUUUUAGUAUGUUUAGCUGUUUGUUUGGAUCGUCGACUUCAUAAUGUCACAAAUUAUUUUUUAUUAUCACUGGCUGUUGCUGAUUUAUUGGUAUCACUAUUUGUGAUGCCACUGGGUGCAAUACCAGGAUUACUUGGAUAUUGGCCACUUGGUGUUGUCUGGUGCAAUGUUUAUGUAAGCUGUGACGUUCUAGCAUGUAGUGCAAGUAUUUUGCAUAUGUGUUUUAUCUCACUGGGACGUUAUCUUGGCAUAAGAAAUCCACUUCGCACCAGGCACAUAUCAACAAAACGUAUGGUUGCAUUUAAAAUUGCUCUUGUUUGGGUAUGUGCCAUACUUGUAUCCAGUUCGAUAACAGUAUUAGGCCUGAUUAAUUCAUCAAAUAUUAUGCCAGCACCAGGAAUAUGUGUUAUAAAUAACCGGGCAUUUUUUAUAUUUGGUUCAUUGGUUGCAUUUUACAUACCAAUGCUUGUAAUGGUAGUUACUUUUGUACUAACCGUACAAUUAUUAAGAAAAAAAGCACGUUUUGUUGCUGAACAUCCGGAAAGUAAUCAAUUUCGUAGACUAGGUGGUGGAUAUUCAUCAACAAAAGUUAAUAAUAUUACAACAAGAACAUCAAAUGCAACAUCACAUCGACAAAUGUGGCGUAUGUCAGGUGGUAGCUCUUCAAGUGACAGCAGAAGUCGAACGUUAAAUGCCAGAAGUGGAAUAAAACAUCCAAGUUUUGAACUCAAUGGAGCUACAGUUGAGACAGAUAUAGCAUUAAAUGAAUCACGUAUUAUGGGAAGAACAGAUCAAGGCACUCAAACACCUGAGAAUAUUGCCAAGGAAACGAGAAACUUCAAACUGAAAUCACUGAGACUUCAUCUUAAUGUCACACCAACUAAUCUCAAUCUUAAGUUUCUUCAUGGUAAAUCAAAAAGAAGAUCAUUUGCAGCAAAUGCAGUUGCAACUGAACAAAAAGCAAGCAAAGUCUUGGGACUUGUAUUUUUUACAUUUGUUUUAUGUUGGUCACCAUUUUUUGUUCUCAAUAUAUUAUUUGCAAUAUGUCCAGAUUGUUCAGUACCACAUCAUGUUGUUGAUAUUUGUUUGUGGCUUGGAUAUGUAUCAUCAACAAUAAAUCCAAUAAUUUAUACUAUUUUUAAUAAAAUAUUUCGAGGAGCAUUUAUUCGUCUACUUAAAUGUAAAUGUAGCAGGUCAGUUAGACCACCAAGAUAUCGCUCUGUCACUGAAACUGGACGUGGUGCCAUGAGUUUAUGUACCCCAGGGACACUUCCAAUGGCAAUCAGUCUUCAAGGUACACCACUGUUAACUCCAACUUCUAAUCCACAAGUAACACCAGCAUCAGGAAGCUCAAUGAUAAAUCGUGGUACACCAAGUUCUUUAUAUCGUGAUACAUACGUUGAUGAACGUGAUAACAGUUGUUAAAUAUUUAUAUUCAUCGUAAAUAUUAACAAUUUGUGGUAGAAACAAACAAAAAAAAACAAACUAAUAAAUAUGUUUUACUAUUGAAUAAGAAGAUAUUUUUAUCUUCUUUAUUCAUGCCCAAGUGUUUCUAGAAAUUUACUGUGUAUUUAUUAAAAUUUUCUAAAUUUAAAAAGAAAACAAAAAACAAUCCAUCAUGAAUCAUAAUCAUUACCAAGUAAUUAUUUAAAAAUCAACUUUAAAAUAUUUAAAUUAUUUUUUAAAAAUAAAUGUACAUUAUUAACAGUUUUAUUUUAUUAGCUGAUAAAUAAAACUGAUAAAUGUAUAUUUUUUUCCGUGUCCGAAUUAAUAAAAAAUAUAUAUUAUAUAUAUAGUUAUAAAUAAGAAUAUAUUUUUCAGGGUUCUUAAAGCCUGUGAAUAUAAUAAAUAAUAAAAAAGCCAAAUAAAAUUAUAAUGAUAAUUGUUUUAGAAAUAUAUAUGUAUAUUUAAUUUUGAAUAAUUUGAUUGAUUAUAAUUGAUAAUAUCAAUGUGAAAUAAUUUUAUUAAAUGAUAGAUUGUUUUAAUUAAAAAACUAUCUGUCAAGUAUACUUCAAUUUUACUUGUUAAUUUAAUUUUUAUUAUUAUUUUUAAUUGUGUAUGUUAAUUAUUGUAUUGAUGAUGAAUAAUAUGAAUAUAUUUCAUUAUUAAUUUCGUUACAACUGAUGUAUGAAAAUGUGUUGUUAUAUGUAAAUAUAAAUAAUGGUUCAUGUGAAAAAACAAAAAGAAAAUUAACAAUAUGAUUUAAUAAUAGAAAAGAGAAUUAUUAUGGAUCCUAUUUGAAUGAUCGGGUAA